Messenger RNA from Solanum stenotomum, 1248 nucleotides. RefSeq lists its product as uncharacterized. The transcript has 5 exons. Gene Ontology annotation, molecular function: nucleic acid binding. NCBI's taxonomy places the organism in Eukaryota, Viridiplantae, Streptophyta, Magnoliopsida, Solanales, Solanaceae. Gene Ontology annotation, biological process: DNA integration. Bases 1 to 1248 code for a protein of 415 amino acids. The record is from RefSeq and is a predicted model, not a curated record.
AUGGACUACAGAAAGCUGAACAAGUGGACCUUGAAGGAUCACUUCCCAAUGCUAUUCAUGGACCAGAUGCUUGACAGGUUGGCUGGAAAAGGGUGGUAUUAUUUCUUAGAUAGAUACUCUGGCUACAACCAGAUAUCAAUUGCUCCUGAAGAUCAGGAAAAUACCAGUUUUACAUGUCCUUAUGGAAACUUUGCAUUUAAACGUAUGCCAUUUGGACUAUGUAAUGCACCAGCAACUUUCCAAAGGUGUAUGAUGUCCAUCUUCUUGGACAUAGUGGAAGACACUCUAGAGGAGAAACUGAUUUCUGCACCAGUGAUUAUUGGCCCAUAUUGGGAUAAACCAUUUGAGGUAAUGUGCGAUGCUAGUGGUACUGCCUUAGGAGUUAUGUUGGGGUACAAGUGCAACAAGAUGUUCCAUCCGAUCUACUAUGCUAGCAAGUCACUAAAUGGAGCACAACGAUACUACAUAGUCACUGAACAUGAACUACUGGCAGUGGUUUAUGCCUUUGAGAAAUUCAGGGCCUAUUUGCUGGGUACUAGAGAGUUUGAUUUUGAGGUUAAGGAUAUGAGAGGUUGUAAAAACCAGGUGGCUGAUCACCUGUCUAGGUUUGAUGCUGAAAAGAAAGAGGAACUUGAGCUACAAAUCAAUGAUUCAUUCCCGGAUGAGCAAGUAUUAGCUGCAACUCUUGAUCUUAUUCCUUGGGUGUGUGCUGAUAAUAUCAUCAGGGGAUGCAUCGCUGGGGCUAAGAUUCUACAUAUUUUAGAGGCCUGCGAUUCCUCUCCAGUGGGUGGCCAUCAUGGAGGCGCUCAGACAACCCAGAAGCGGCAAAGAGCCAUCUUUCGAUGCUAUGAGCUACCAAUGACACCUAUACUGGAGGUGGAACUAUUUGAUGUGUGGGGAGUUGAUUUCAUGGGCCCAUUUGUGAGCUCCUAUGGGAAAACGUAUAUAUUUGUGGCAGUGGAGUAUGUGUCCAAAUGGGUUGAGGAAGCUGUUCUGCCUAAGAAUGAUGGCAAUAGUGUUGAUGGGUUGCUGAAGAAGAAUAUCUUCUCAAGGUUUGGCACACCCAAAGCUAUUAUUAGUGAUGGGGGUUCCCAUUUUUGCAAUAAGGUAUUCAGUGCUCUUCUGGCUAAAUAUGGGGUAAAACAACAGAAGGUGGCAACAUCUUAUCACUCGCAGACUAGUGGCCAAGUGGAGUUAUCAAAUAGGGAAAUAAAGGCUAUUCUUGCAAAAAACAAUGAAUGCCAAUAG